CAAACCCAAAGUAUUUUCAAUUAAUAUGAGUACAACUGUGGUGUUGAAAAUUCUACCCUUGAGCAUAUUACUCCUUGGUUUAGUGCAAGGCGAAGCCACGCAAACGACGACCAUGUCUUUGACGGUGGAACAAAGGAAACUGCAAUCCAUGGAGUCCAGCAUGGGCCUUGACCAGCCCAUUUGCACGAAUUUCUAUAAAUAUGCCUGUGAGAAAUGGUCAUUUCUAAGAUCAAUAGAGACCAUAAGAGAGCUGGAAGAGAACAUAGGAAAACAAAUGGACCAAAUUAUUGGGGUAUUUCCCAAUCUCAAAUAUCCGCAGUUUUUAAGCAGCAUACAUAAUCACUAUCAGUCGUGUAAAAAUCGUGGCGAAUUCGAGGUGCUUAACUAUUUGAAAUGGAUGCAUGAUAAAACCGAUAUAAAAUGGCCUUUGGUAAGACAGCAGCAGAAUGAGAGGGAAGAUGCAAAAGAAGCAGAAGAAGCUUUAGCGUACGAUUGGAUAGAGUUGCUGGCCUUGACACGCUCAUAUGGCUUUAAUGACAUAUUCAUCUAUGAAAGUGUGGUACAGCGUCAAGAUGAUCCCCUGAAGCUGAUUAUAGAAAUCAAAAGACCCGCUCUCUAUGCCAUAGGCGACUUAAGAUCUCAGGUGUAUGAUACCAAAGGUCACCUGCAGCAUAUGGACAUGGAGGGGUUUCGAAAUUUUCAAUUGGAUUUGCUCAAUCUGACAGUGCGUUUAGUGGAACGCCUGGAAAAAGCAAGUUUCGAACAUAUCAUGGAAACCAAGAGCCAACCGGGUGACACAAAACCCCAACUGGUGAAAGUGAAGGAACUGCAACUACCUUGGCUGGUGAAGUAUUUGGAAACACUGCUCAAUAGAAGCCCCUUGGAUGCCGACAUGGAGAUUUACAUCAACAGUGUGGAAUAUCUGCAUACGGUCUACAGUUUUAUGAAUGAGCGUGGCAAUCGCUUUAUGACCGAAUACAUUCAACUAAGAUUUUUCAUAUAUCUACAGCAACAGCAUUUGAAUCGCGGUUUUGAGUGCGGCCAUGAUAUUCGCGAAAGUUUUCCUCUGGUUAUGCAGUGGGCCUAUGAGCAAAAUAAUCUACAAUUGAAGUGGCAAAUACCAAGAGUGGAAAAAAUGUACGAUAACCUGAAGCAACAAUUUCGUCAAUCAUUGCUGGCAAAUAGUUACAAUUUCGGUGAGAAUGUGCACCAGUAUCUUCUAGAGAAACUGGAUAACCUGCAAUUGAUGAUGGGCCAAAUGAAUGUUUUUGAGUUGCAGCGUUACUAUACCAAUUUAAGUCUCGCUAAGAACAACUACUAUGGCAAUCAUUUACAAAUAACAAAUUUUCAUUUCAAACGCCUGCAUGAGGCUCUGUACGGUGAGCAACUCACUCCCAGCUCGCCCGUUAUGUGGCAUUUACAACAGUUUGCGGAGUAUGGCCAGAGUCUUGACAAAACCCUUACCCUGGCACAUUUGCCCAAAUUGUAUCCUAGACUCAAUGUUAUAUACCUGCCUUUGACUUUGUUGCAGCCGCCCUACUACGAAGAUGGCUUGAGCGAGGAGUUUAUCUAUGGUUCCACUGGUUUCUGGCUGGCCCAUGCCAUUGUCAAGUCCUUCGAUCAGCAUCACCUGGCCUAUGAUGCCCAGGGUAAAGUUAACAUACAAAUGUUGCAACAGAUUCAAUCGAAUCAGAAAUUCGAAAAAUCCCUUAUAGAGCUUAGAAGAGACUUUGCCAAGAAUGACUUUGGCGAUUCGGAAAAUGUAGGCAAUGAUCUGGGUGGGUUAAAGUUGGCCUACAACUCAUUUGCUGCCCUUAAACGAGCAAAUCAUUUAAACAGAGCAUUCACCCUUCACAAUAGCUCAUUUACCAGCGAGCAGUUAUUCUUUUUGAAUUAUGCCCAGAACUUUUGCAGUGCCCUAUGUAGCUACAGUUACUUGGGGCGCCUUUUUUAUGACGUCUGCGAACGUGUCAAUAUCCCUGUGCAUAAGUUUAAAGAAUUUCAUCGGGCAUUCGAUUGUCAUGGACAAUCCAGAGAGCCAAUUUGGUAA
This is a messenger RNA of Stomoxys calcitrans (stable fly), 2050 nucleotides long. RefSeq names its product neprilysin-1. Gene Ontology annotation, biological process: protein processing. The coding region runs from base 26 to 2050 and encodes 674 amino acids. The transcript has a single exon. Gene Ontology annotation, molecular function: metalloendopeptidase activity. The record is from RefSeq and is a predicted model, not a curated record. Lineage: Eukaryota; Metazoa; Arthropoda; Insecta; Diptera; Muscidae. Gene Ontology annotation, cellular component: plasma membrane.